This is a messenger RNA of Mixia osmundae IAM 14324, 180 nucleotides long. RefSeq lists its product as uncharacterized. Gene Ontology annotation, biological process: mitochondrial electron transport, ubiquinol to cytochrome c. The record is from RefSeq and is a predicted model, not a curated record. The transcript is spliced from 4 exons. The coding region runs from base 1 to 180 and encodes 59 amino acids. Lineage: Eukaryota; Fungi; Basidiomycota; Mixiomycetes; Mixiales; Mixiaceae.
AUGGGUAUCUCAUCGACAGCCACGAGGUUAUUCUCGCGGAAUUCGAUCUAUGUCGGCACCAUCUUCUUUGGCGCUUUUGCGUUCGGCAUAGGCUACGACAAGGCCACCAGUGCUUUCUGGGAAUACCACAACAAGGGGAAGCUAUGGGCUGAUGUCAAGCCACGCUACGUGAAGGAUUGA